Drosophila elegans is the source of this 2292-nucleotide messenger RNA. RefSeq lists its product as uncharacterized. Gene Ontology annotation, cellular component: endoplasmic reticulum. The record is from RefSeq and is a predicted model, not a curated record. Gene Ontology annotation, molecular function: protein-folding chaperone binding; misfolded protein binding. The transcript is spliced from 2 exons. The coding region runs from base 181 to 1632 and encodes 483 amino acids. NCBI's taxonomy places the organism in Eukaryota, Metazoa, Arthropoda, Insecta, Diptera, Drosophilidae.
CCGGCCACAAAAACUGCAUUAAAGUUCCGAUGAAAAAAAAAAAAAAAUAUUGCGCAGUGAAUAUUUAAAACGUUAGAAGAUAUAUAUAUAUUUUUGUAAUCGACAUUAGCUCUUGUUAUCGAUUGGUGGCAAUCACUUUAAUUUGGGACUUCCCACUAUUCUGAGAACAUACGGUUCAGGAUGAGUGAUGUUAACCAAGAUCACUACCACGUGUUGGGAUUGCAGCCGAACGCCACCGAUCGUCUAAUUAAAAACGCUUUCCACAAAUUGUCCCUGCAAUGGCAUCCCGACAAAAACGGCAAUGGAUCUGAUCAGUUCGUGAGGAUCAACAAAGCGUAUCGCGUCCUGAUGGACUCCAAAAAACGAGCCUCAUAUGAUUAUGUCUCUUUAAAGACAAAAUCUCAUAAAGUCGUCGUCAACCCUGCCGAGAAGUUUAUAGUCUCCGAUGAACUAACUCGGCGUGAUCCCUACUACUUUAUCAUGGAUAAGUAUCACUACGGACCAAAUGAUCCAAAGCGAUUCUUUCCAAUACCGAACCCCGGAGAACCUAACCCAGACGUAUUCUACGAAAAGCUCAAGGUGGCUGUGUUCAUAGGAGGUGUGCUAGUGGGCGCCUAUGUCUCCUACAGACUAUUCCAGAGAUCUGCUUCCCCGAUGCCAGUUCCGGUGGCAGUCAUCCCACAGGCUGUCAGCCAGGAGCUCAGUGAGGUGCACCCCGCGUCUUUGUGGACAUUGAUAUCUUGGCUAGCCGCUUUAAGAUCCAAAGCACUUUCAAGACUCGCCAAAUUGACUCCGCCAGGGCAAAAUAUUCGACUCUCUUCUAAGACUCUCAAUGCAUCUUUAUCUUCUGCUGGCGAGGUCGUUGCCAAAACAGUCACCCAAGGACCCCGAGUUGCAGUUCUACCAACGACUCCAAGUUCGUCUUUGACUUCGGCUGCCAACGUUGUGGCAAAGUCAAUAACACCAAAACCCAACAUUGAAUUGAAUCAUGCUGCUGAAGUUGUCGCCAAAACACUAACCCAGGGAACCCAAAAAGGAUCCUAUUCUGCUGCCGAUGAUGUAACUAAGAAAACUGUCACAGGACUGCUGAAGUACUGGAAAAAGAUUAUAGAAUCUCUAGGAAAGGGCUCUGCCUCCACCGUUCGUCCGACCUUAACAGCUUUCAAAAAAGCUACAGUUAAAUGUGUUACCAACAGUUGGAAAUGGACUGAAUCCAAAACAACUUCAUAUUUGGGUAUUUCCCAAAAGUAUAUUAAUAGAGCUAAUUUGGACAAGACAACAAAGGCAGCGGUUACUGGUAUGGAGCAUGUUUCAAAAACGGUUCUAUAUUCAGUCGCGAAAAGUACCAUCAAAGUUAUAGAAACAGCAACGUCAAAGGCUAGAAGUGUGUGGCCAGUAAACUUUCCUUCUGUGAUGUCUUUUAGCAGGAAGGUAGCUACCGAAGGAAAUAAACAACAAACGACAUCUUACCCCAUCUCAUCCAAGACACAAGAAGCAGCGCCAGCUUGUGAGACCACCCAGAGUUCACCAAGUUCAUUCAGAAAAAUGUUCAAUCCUGGUGUAUAUAUCAAAAUCUUGAUCCCAUUGUUUGUUUCCACAUGCGGCAUAAUAUUACUGCUAAAAGAAUACUAAAUUCCACAAAAACCAAAACUGAUUGCCAAACCGAUAGCCCCAGAGUCCGGAUAUUAUUCAGCUGCCAAAAAUAUAAUUGAGAAAACUUCCACAGGAGUGCUAACGGGCUGGAAAUGGUCCACAGGCUUUUAUACGAAGACCGUAAGUCCAGCCCUAACGACUUCUAACAGAGUUAUGGUCGAUGGAGUAAAAACUGGUUGGAAGUGGACUUCAUCCAAAACUGGUUCAUAUCUGGUUUCCCCGAUAAGGAAUAUGUCUAACGCAGCUUUGGACAAAAUAGUAACGCCGAAGAAAUAGAAAAAGGUCAAUGUCAAGCUCUGUGGACCUUAAGGAAAUCACCAAUAUUUUUUUUAGGGCGAAUAAUGUUUUUAAAAUGCAUCUUAUAACAUGCAGCCAUGAUUCCAAACGGCCUUUAUUGUCAAACUAAAAUGGGUUGCAUUAUUAAAACAAAAGUACAGUAUCGUUUAAAUCUAUUUUAAAAUUAUGUAUAAUUAAAGCUGUAAAGCGUUUGAAAUAUAUCAUUGUCAAAUAAACAUUGUGUGAUGUAAAACUCCAGGACAGCAGAACAUUGAGGCAGUGGUAUUGUAACUCAACCACGUUAGUUUUCUGUACCCUAGACUACAUAGACAUUACAUUAAAGAUUUUUAUUUUCAAUACAAA